UCUUGCCAAGAGGUUUUCCCUGGCAAGUCCCUCGAUGCUCCUUCCCUCCAAGCCGUUGCCUCCCAUCCAGAGGAGCUCUCCUUCUGCCACGCCAAGCAAGAUGUGCAGCAGAGAGCAGGAGACUGGGAAUGCUGGCAACGGCUGGGAUGAGGAGAGUAGAAAAAGCCAGGAGCUCAGAGCAGAGGGAAAAGGAAGAGAGACCUCCUUGCUGUGCUCCACUGGCGGGGAAAUGAAGAAGAGACAAUUGGGAAAAUCUUUAAUCCCCCGUCUACGCAAGGCAGGAAUUCCCCCUGUGGGCAGUGCUGCUGGGUCUGUGCACAGCUCUCCAAAGAUGGAAUUGCAGGAGUCCCAGGAGAUGAGCGCAAGACCCAGCAGCAGAAGCCAAGAGAAGACCCCAGAGUAUGCAGGCCUCUCACUGAGUCAGGCCAAGGAGACAGAUCAUCCCAGCAGUCCUGGUCUUAGGAGUGACAAGGAGCGGAGGGACAGCAUUGGAAAGACCCGCGCUGAAUUGUGCAGGUUGGCUAAAGAGAACUUAGAGCAGAAGAAAAUGGAGAUUUUGAUGGAAGAGAUGAAGAGGAGACAAAAUGAAAAAUCAUUGCAGCUUCCUCCAGAGACAUUUGAGCCUGGAGAUGCAGCUGAAGCAAGCUUCAGCCUACCACCUAUCAAUGGCACAGCUCCCAGUGUACAGAGAAAAGACCCUGGUAGCGCCAUGAAGAAAACGGUCGUGAGAAAGCAGGACAUGGUGCCCUUACAGCCCAGUACGCCCACCCUCCAUGGAGAUAGCAGCUUCCCACGCAGCUCCUCGGUGACCUCGCAGACAGCCACUGGUGCCCAGCGCCGAGAGGAGCUGCUCCGUGGGCUCAGGCAGAAGGACAGAGCCUUUUCGGACCCACAGCAGGCCUUGCAGGAGGCACUGUCCUUGCUGGGCAGCGACGACUGGGAACGGAAGAAGAAGGGACUCUUGAACAUCAUAGUGCUGGCUGAGUCCCAUUCAGAAGUCCUGCUCUGUCGGCUUCGUGAGAUUUGCUUGGCAGUUACCAGAGAGGUAACCAACCUCCGGUCCAACAUGUCCUGCUCUGCAGUUGUCACUCUGGGAGAGCUCUUUGUGAUCUUGGGGAAGGACAUGGACUCCGAGGUGGAUCAGAUUGCUGCAGUCCUUCUCCACAUGUUGCGGAACUCCCCAGAGUUUAUUCAGAAGGCAGCCUGUCAGAGCCUGGGCAUGAUAGUAGAGAACGUGACUCCUACACGAGCAAUGACUGCUCUCAUGGACAAUGGAGUCAAGAGCUGCUACGUCCCGGCACGGAAGUGUACGGCCAAACUCCUCCUGUCCUUGAUGGAGAAAAUGGGAGUCACGAAGCUUGCAGGCACACCCAGGGCUGAGAGGCUGGCACAGGUGGCAGGGACACUUGCUCAGGACAGUCACAAGGACACGAGGCAUUAUGGACAGGAGAUGGUGAAGAUGUUGCUUAGUAAUCAAAAUUUUAAAAAGCUUUUGGAACAAUCUCUUUCCACGCAUGACCUGGAAGAUAUCCUGAAGAGAAUUAAGAAGAAAGAAUACUGCCCUGCUGUCAAGCCCUGUGGAGCUGGAAGAAGCUUGGGGAUGGAAAACCAGAAGGAUGAACGCCCACCUGUGCAGGAGCCGGUGAAGAAGAGGAAUGAAGGCUCCAAGGAGCCCCAGGCCACAUCACCUCCUAGCAAACGGGCAAAGUCUGCCACUGGUGGACGCCGCCUACACCGUGCAAGAGCCCAGGUCAUGUUACCUGCAUCUGUGGAAGAAAGGGAGCUGCUCCAGAAGCUUUACCAUCUCCUGGAAGCCAAGGCGUUCCAGACACGGAUGGAAGGAGUGGCACUCCUCCUAGACCUGUCCAAAACCAGACCCCAGCUGAUCUCCACUAACAUUGUCAAAGCAUAUUUUUGAUUAUUUUGGCCUGAGAAUCUGUGACACACAUAAGAAAGUGAAGCAGAAGGCGCUGGAGGCGCUGGCAGAAAUCAUAGGACUCCUGCAGGAUGCCAUGAACCCAUUGAUGAUCCGUUUGGUUGAAGGCAUAACAAAGAACCUAAACUCAAAGGAUCCUGGGGUUCAUGCCGCAGCUAUGACGCCUCUGGACCAAUCUGUUGUGCAUUUAGGUAAGGCUGAGCCCUGGCAUGGACUCUCCUCACCUGUGUCUCUGUCUCUCCGACACAAGAGAACGCUGAGUGCCUUGGUAGCUGUUGCUGUCUGUGGAAUGCUCCAGCUGACACCCACCAGAAGCUGUGCAGGUGCAGUCCUUAUGCACCAUCCCCAACUGGCUGGAAUGUGCAGCAGCAUUUCCCAACAGUCCCAGGAGCCCUUGGCUCUGUGCUGCUGGUCUGAAGAGCAAGUCCUGGACUACAGCUUUGCUGCAAUUCAGAGGCAAAGGGGUUUUGGAGUUUGCUUGGGCCCCGUCUGACUUGCCAAAUGAACAGCUUUGCUGUAGGCAUGAAGGGACACCGGCCCAUCAGAGCUUCUGCACAGCAGCCACCUGGAAGGCUCUACAUUAUAGGCAGUAGCUGCCUGUUUUCCACCUUUCUUCUUUGUCUUCUUUUUUCAAAGGGGACCAUAGGAUUCAUCAAGUUCAUUUCUUUAUAACACAUGGGUCAAAAUCCAUCUGUCAAUGAUGCCUUGUUCCACACGUUGUUUUGCAUGGGACAAGAAGGAAAUGGCAAAUACCUACAGAGGCAAGGGCAGCUGUAAAUUUUUCUGCCACACAGAUUGAUGUCAGGUCUGAAAAUGCCACACUGGGGGAAUAUGACUGAACAAUGGAGUGUUGAAGAGGCAGGUCUUCAAGGGGAGUUUCCACUUUCUCCACCUCAGCUGCUCUGUGAAGUCAGGGAUUACCUGACUCAGUGCCUCUCUGUGUCCCAAGUAUGGGCUUCUUCCUUUUGGCUCUGCGAUGCAGAACCUUUUCACUGCUUCCAUGUGACUGAACUCUUGAGGACCCUGAUGUGAAAUAUUUUAACAUAGCUCCUGGUGGAGCAGACAACUUUGGAUUUACAAAUGUGAAAGGAGAGCUUUUCUUUUGGCGUUUUAAACACCAACAAGUAGGCUGGAAGGAAAGAAGAAAAGGAUUCAAAAAUCAGCAGAAAUGGACUUUAUUGUAUAAAAUGGGGUUGCCCCUGCUUUUUCCCUUGCCACUGUCCUCUCUCCUAUGCCCUCAGAAGAGUGAACAGAAACGUGUGUUUCACUUGUAGAUGAAGUAUCACUGAUGAAAGAGCUCUGCCACCAAUGGAGACAACUGAGUGGCCAAGCUCUGCUGGAUGUCACGGAACGUAUCACAGGUACGGCCUCCCCUUCUAAGCCAAGAGGUCUCCGAGGGAGUAUUUACAGGGAAUGCCAGUGAACAGACAGUAGAGUAGCUCCUCCACAUCAGGAGGUGCUGAGCUCUCACUGGGGCCCUUCUCAAGUCCCAUAGUGGCCAGUGUCUUUAAUUGCAUUUAAACUCAAAUGAAGUCCAGUUUUUGAAUGGGUACCAUAACCCUUUUCCUGCUUAGCCAAAUUGGUUUUGGGUACUUUCAGGAGCUCUUUCAAUGUUGAUGACUGCUGGUGGAUUAACAGCAUAGAGGAAAUGAAGUUUCUUCCACCACAGAAUAGUAAAUGGCUACUACAUAACAGUUUGCCUGAUCAGGAAACAAGACUGGUCUCCUGAGCAUUUCAGGUUUUGAUCUUUCAGCCAAAUCUGCCAUGCAAGGAGCCUGUUGGUAGUCACUUUUUGUCUGUGUUUGAUAUAGUUCAGUUCAGAAAAUGAGCAGAGAGCAGAUUCCAGAGGCAAUCUGAGAAAACCCUUGUGUUUUGGCUAAAUUUCAGUCCCCUAUGUAGCCUUUUUCUCUCUCUAUGCCCCUAUUUCAGUGCACAUUUUAAGAAGAAAUGCUAUUAACAUUGGGAGGGGAAAUGUCAUUAAAAUGUGGAGAUGCUCAAGUGACAGGGCAAAUGCCAGGGCAAUGGGUCUGGGUAAUUCUCCAAGACACCCUGAGGUUUGAAACAGCUCUUUGUUGGAAGCCACAAAAGCAUUCUGCCAAAGACACCAGCUAGUCUCUGGUGGUUCUCAUCCAGCUGUCAAGUAGCAGCCAUCUCUGGUGGGCUGGAGUUUUGGAGUGUGUUCUAAUACUGCCCUUUGCUGUGGGCCAUGGAGCAAAGGGGAGAGCCAGAUUAGACUUUUGGCCCUUGACAUCAAAGUUACAAAAAAUGGAAUAAUUGCUUUUAUUAGAAAUCUCUCAAUUGUCUCUCUAGGGUGCAUUUCCAAAUCUUCUACGUGGGUUUAGACAACUUGUAAAUGGAAAUAGUAGGCAAUUUGACGUUUCAUUCAUUGUUCAUGCAGAAAGAAAUUGUGCAAUAAUUGAGUAAAGGUACAAAGUCUGCCACAGGUACAAGGCUCUGGUUGGAGAUAUUAGUCCCGAGGGGUUGGUGGUUGUGUUUCAAGGAUGAUCAGCGGCUUUGCCCAUUUCUGGGUCGUGGGGCUGUGUGUGCUGUUUCACUGAUCUUGGCCCGAGAGGCUUCCAAGAGGCAAGAGCAGAGGUAGAUCCCUGUUUGCAUGGAGGC
Passer domesticus (house sparrow) is the source of this 4555-nucleotide messenger RNA. RefSeq names its product TOG array regulator of axonemal microtubules protein 2-like. Gene Ontology annotation, molecular function: microtubule binding. The transcript is spliced from 15 exons. The record is from RefSeq and is a predicted model, not a curated record. The coding region runs from base 35 to 1918 and encodes 627 amino acids. Gene Ontology annotation, biological process: microtubule cytoskeleton organization. Gene Ontology annotation, cellular component: cytoplasmic microtubule; cilium. Lineage: Eukaryota; Metazoa; Chordata; Aves; Passeriformes; Passeridae.